CUGCUUAUACCGAUUGCUGUCAAACUUUAUUUCCCGGCACAGAAAUACACAUUACAAUUCAUAUAAAUGUAAACAAAUUUAAUAAAUUAUGAAAUUACUAUUAUUUUAUUUGGUUAUAAUUACCUGCAAAUGUUAUGCAUUAUCAUCAAUAGAUGAUAAUUAUCCCAACAAAAUACGUGGCCUUGAUAAUAGUGAAAAUAGCCGAUCCCAAGAAGAAAUAUUAAUUGGUGACAGAUUAAUAAAGAAAAUAAAAAAGUUAUUGGAAGAAUAUACUCCUUGUUCCGAAGGUGGUGAUGUUAAUUGUGAAUGUCACAGCGAUGUUAUUUUCAAUGAUCUGAAGCCUUAUCAAAGCAAAGGCGUUACUAAUCAAAUGCUGAGAAUUUCCGCAAAAUAUGGAACGCGGUAUAAAAUUUUAAAUCAUCGUCUCUAUCGUGAUAUCGAAUGUAUGUUUCCAGCUCGCUGCAGUGGGAUUGAACACUUUCUUCUUAAACUUGUAGACGAACUUCCUGAUAUGGAUUUAGUGGUGAAUACACGAGAUUGGCCACAGGUACCCACUGGUUUGGGUGACAGAAUGGGCCCAAUAUUUUCAUUUUCUAAAACCAGUAGUUAUUUAGACAUUAUGUAUCCAGCUUGGACUUUUUGGGCUGGUGGUCCUGCCAUAUCUCUUUAUCCAACAGGCAUUGGUCGCUGGGAUUUAUUGCGUGAUAGUUUAACUAAAAGUGCUUUAAAAACUUCUUGGACGGAAAAGCUUCCCAUUGGUUUCUUUAGAGGUUCGCGCACAUCUGAUGAACGCGAUGCGUUAAUUCUUUUGUCACGUCGCAGACCAGAUUUAGUUGACGCGCAAUAUACAAAAAACCAAGCGUGGAAGUCGCCGAAAGAUACUUUAAAUGCUGAACCAGCAAAGGAAGUACAGUUUGAAGAUCAUUGUCGUUAUAAAUAUUUAUUUAACUUUAGAGGCGUUGCUGCGAGUUUCCGUUUAAAACAUUUAUUCCUAUGUAAUUCAUUAGUAUUUCAUGUAGGCGAUGAAUGGAAUGAGUUUUUUUAUUUUGCGUUGAAACCAUGGGUUCACUAUGUGCCAAUAAAAAGCUAUCCAAGUGCGGAAGAAAUCGAAAGCAUUAUACAUUUUUUUCAAGAUAAUGAUGAUCUGGCUCGAGAAAUCUCUGAACAUGGCAAACAAUUUAUUUUGGAUCAUCUUCGAAUGCAAGACAUCGAGUGCUAUUGGAAAAAACUUUUACUAGAAUAUCAAAAGCUAAUUAAAUUUAAUGUUGUAAGUGAAGAAGAACUGGUUGAGGUUAAAUCUAAGUAUCGAGAGGAACUUUAAAAGUAUUUUUUCAAAUUUAUACUAUUUUUAAGUAGCGAGUGAAUAAAUUUAAUUUAAAUUAAAAAAGAAAUAUUUGCUGUAUUAAGUGGUAUUAUUAAGUAAUGACUAAGCUAGGCUUUGAGCUAUUUUAAAUUCCGAAAAAUAAUCAAAUAAAUUUACUAUUUUGUAUUCGCAGUGAACAAUAAUUACCUUUCCAAUAUUUUAUUUUUAGGAAUUUAAUCCUAUCGUAAUUUUAGUUACUUUAUCUUGUGGUCAAUAAAAUUGUUUUUUAAAUGUACAGGCUAAGUAAACGUCAAA
Molecule: messenger RNA, 1618 nt
Organism: Ceratitis capitata (Mediterranean fruit fly)
Lineage: Eukaryota; Metazoa; Arthropoda; Insecta; Diptera; Tephritidae
Product: O-glucosyltransferase rumi
Exons: 2
Coding region: 89-1321 (410 amino acids)
Biological process (GO): protein O-linked glycosylation; positive regulation of Notch signaling pathway
Cellular component (GO): endomembrane system
Molecular function (GO): UDP-xylosyltransferase activity; UDP-glucosyltransferase activity
Source: RefSeq, a predicted model, not a curated record